UGACGCGGGGACCUGGCAAUGAGGAGGGGGGUCUUGGUGGGAGGGAGAGAGGGAGGGCGCGCGGCGCGGCCGCGGGCUGGGCCGCCAGCUCCGCGAUACUCUCCGCGACAGCAUCCAGUCGUGUGCCGACCGCUCGAGCAAAGACCACGAACGACAACAACAACAGAAUGCUGGCCCUCAAGGUAGCGGUGCUCGUGUCGGCGGCGUGCCUGGUGCACGGCUACGGCUCCGGCGCGCCCCCAGAUGCGUGCGGUGACAUGAUCCCCCAGCACCACACCGACCCCCAGAACUCGGCCUCGCCGUACCAGAUCCGCUCCGCCAAGACCAAGACACCCGGGCAGGUCAUCGUUACCAUCAAGGGCCCCGAGACCUUCAAGGGCUUCAUGGUGCAGUGCCGCGUCGGCAACGUCCCCGUCGGCAAGUUCAUCAACCCGCCCUCCAACGUCAAGCUGGUGGACUGCGGCGAUGGCAAGGGGACCGCUGCGACUCACAACGACAAGUCUGACAAGAAGGAGAUUGUCCUCACCUGGAAGGCACCGCCCAACCUCAAGGAGUCGGUGACUUGCCUGGCCACCGUCGCCAAGAAUGGAGGAGUCUUCUGGGUUAACCAGAAGGCCAACACUCUGACUUUCUAACUUGAACAAUAAGAUUAACAAUCAGAGUGACAUUUGGGAAGUCAUCAAUGACUUCCAUGAUCUUAAAGACCUGGAGACCCCUCACCUUACCUCAUCAAGACAAUGUGAUAUACCUUAGUUACAUAGAUUCAAAAAAACAAAAAAGUGCUUAUACUUUCUAGUGACCAGUGACAAACAAGAGGCGACAUUUUGUGUUUUAGGAUUUUUAAGAACCAAAGAAAGUACUCUCAGAUAUUAUACGGUGUACCUUACUUGGAAUUUACUUACGACAAAAUAAAAACAAUCAGUAUUAA
Molecule: messenger RNA, 928 nt
Organism: Frankliniella occidentalis (western flower thrips)
Lineage: Eukaryota; Metazoa; Arthropoda; Insecta; Thysanoptera; Thripidae
Product: putative defense protein Hdd11
Exons: 4
Coding region: 168-635 (155 amino acids)
Molecular function (GO): oxidoreductase activity, acting on metal ions
Source: RefSeq, a predicted model, not a curated record